Cantharellus anzutake is the source of this 1405-nucleotide messenger RNA. RefSeq lists its product as uncharacterized. The transcript has 5 exons. Lineage: Eukaryota; Fungi; Basidiomycota; Agaricomycetes; Cantharellales; Hydnaceae. The coding region runs from base 239 to 1345 and encodes 368 amino acids. The record is from RefSeq and is a predicted model, not a curated record.
CCCGCAGACGUCCUCAUUACUGCAACCUUCACCCGAUUUGUCAGCUUCCGACAUCACGCCACCCAAUUCCUGACUCGACAACCUCUCCUUAAUUUGCAAGUCCUCUCCGAAUAUUCAUUCUGUGGUGCUGUGGCGCAUUCUAGGCGUCACAGACAAAACGUAAGAUUAGUAAUUGCGCCAACGGACAUUCGUGUAAUCAGGCGAUUGUUGCAGUUGACGAAAUGUAACACACCAGAGAAUGGAAGUGCUUAAAGCCUCUGAGUUAAGCAUGUCCCUUCACCCCAUGCUCCGCACGCAAUCUGCCCUAAAUACGAUGUCUUCACGCUGUUUAAUCUGUCGACUGAAACGAAAGGGAUGUGUCGAGUCCCCGGAUUCCCCUUCCUGUGUUUCCUGUAGCAGGAUGCGGGUCGAAUGUAUCCCCUGCUCGAUCAGGAUUCCCAGUGCAGUCAAGAGAUCGGCUAGGGCCCGGGAGUGUUUGCUUGAGGCUAAAAGUCUAGCCGAGCCUAGGCGCACAUGGAUCGCACGUCUCCCAAAGGCUCGCAGGUUUAUUCGAAGCCUGCAGCCACUCUUUGAAGAUUCAUCAGGCCAAGGUGCAGCUGAUGAAGAAAAUCCCACCGAGCCCACUGACUCGCUAGAAGCGUCACCGUCUACAACAGUGUUUUCAGCGAACUAUGUUGACACCACGUCACCUAUUAAUAGGCCUCCCCAUACAUUUCUAAUAGGAACAUCCACGCGUGAAGGCAACUUCGAUGAAGAACCCUUGGUGGAUCUCCACGCACAAACCCUAUUCCCUCCUUUCCAACCUUCGAGUGAAAGAUUCGCCCCCAUUUGCCCCAUUCUACCUGACAUGAUGCCAUGCUUCCCUUCAUUUGCCCCUAACUUCGAAAUGACUUCCCACUUCGAGAAUUCAAUCCCUAUGUUGUCGGACGCAUUCCAUCAUCCCGCGAUCCCUGACCAGCUUUCUGUACCUGACCCUUCUUGCAUAUGCAAUUUGGUACCCAACAUUGCUGUAUUCGAACCUCCGGAUUGUCCACAGGAUAGGCGGAUGGUCGAGAAGUUGGAAGAGGAUGUUGUCUAUUGGCUUCGAGGCCUGACCCAGAGGCUAGGAUAUUUCCUUGUGCCUCUUAAUCCACGUGCGCAGUGGCGGUUCUUUCGACUUAGUUUGCCGUGUGGGGUGACUGCUUGCCUAUCAGUAAUGGUCUUCCGAACUAUUCUCGUAUCAUGCGUAGAAUCGGGAACCCGAAUACUUAAGCGCCCACGUUCUCCAUUAAUCAAAUCGGUUUGGGUGAAUUGCACGCCUUUGUCCCCUCUGCUACUGGGUCUUACAUUGGGUACUUUCCCUUGACAACGAAUAAUGUGACAUGCAUGUUAGCGAACCAUUCGGGGAUCCAGAAACCCAUCACUU